AUGCGCGCCGCCGCCUUGGCGCAGUGGCUGAGCAGGUGCAGCAGCACGGCGUCCAGCAGCGGAUCGGGGGCGGCUGCAAGGGGGGGCGGGGGUGGAGCCAAGUAUGCCGACCUGGUGCUGCUGCUGAUUGACGGCGGGUUUGGGUUUGAGAUGGAAACCUUCGAGUACCUCAACCUGCUGCAGGCGAGCAGGCAGGGGGGCGUGCACGGCUUCCCCAAAGUGAUGGGCGUACUGACUCACCUGGAUGGCUUCCGCGACACCAAGGCGCUGAAGAAGACGAAGAAGGCGCUGAAGCACCGCUUCUGGACGGAGAUCUACCAGGGUGCCAAGCUCUUCUACCUCAGCGGGCUGCGCAACGGCAAGUACCUGAGGAGAGAGGUGCACAACUUGGCCCGCUUCAUCAGCGUGAUGAAGUUCAGGCCGCUGAGCUGGCGCCAGGCGCACCCGUACCUGGUCCAGUUCACGUCUGCGGGCGUGGGUGGCGCGGAGGAGGGCGGCGAGGGCGAGGCGAUGGUGCGGGGCCUGCAGGCCACGCGGCUGGCUCUGUUUGCCGGCGGGCGGGCGCUCAAGGCGGCUGAGGUGGAGUCUGAGCAGGACGAGGAGGAGGGGGAGAGCGAUAGGGAGGAGGAGAGCGAGGAGGAGGAGGAGGAGGGCGGCAGCGGCUCUGAGCUGGGGUCUGACUCUGAGGGGGAGCAGGAGGAGGGAGAGGGGCAGGCGGGGCGGCGCUCUGGCGGCGCCACCCGGCAGCAGGUGGUGGUGGCGGCGGACGGCCGCGUGCGGCGGCGGGCUGUGUUUGGCGCCGAUGCUCUGCCGGCUGGCGAGGAUGGCAGCAGCAGCGAGGAUGAGGAUGAGGAGGAUGAGGAGGGCGAGGACUAUAGCAGCAGCGAGGAGGAGGAGGGGGGUGGCGCCGCGGGCAGGCAACGGCGGCAGCUGGGCGCGGCGGCGGCAGGCUCGCACUCGGAUUCAGAUUCAGAGCAGGAGGAUGGGGAGGGCGGGGCCGAGGAUUCUGGGGAUGAUUCGGAGGGCAUGGGCGCCGCAGCCGCCUGGAAAGCAGACAUGUUGCAGCGGGCGGCGGCGCUGUUCAGCACGCGAGGCGCCGACCUCCACUCUUACAUCUACGGCACCAGGGCCACGGCAGACGGCGGGCAGGGUGGCGCGCUGGCCACCGGCGGCGGCGGCGGCCCAGAUGACGACGACGAGCUGUUCAGGCCCAAGCGCCCGCAGGCUGCAGGCCAGGAGCAGGCGGCUGCAGGCGGCGGCGGCGACGCGCUGGACGCGCUGGACAGCAGCAGGGUGGCGGUACCGCCCGAGGUACUGGCGGCGUGGCGGGACGAGGGCGCCGCCGAGCGCCUGCGCAACCGCUUCGCCACGGGGGACUGGGGCGAGGGCGAGGUGCGGGCGGCUGCUAGGCCUGCAGAGGACGGGGAGGAGGAGGGGGAGGAGGGCGGCGAGGUGUAUGGCGAUUUUGAGGACCUGGAGACGGGCGAGCGGUUUGCCGGCAGCUCCGACCCCGCCACCCGCGCCGCGGCUGCCGCCAUCAGGGCCGCCGGGGAGGAGGAUCUGGCGGAGGCGCGGCGCGCCAAGAAGGCGGCCUUUGACGCCGAGUACGACCAGGGUGGCGCCAAGGCGGUGCAGGAUGACGCUCCGGGGGCCAAGCCCAAGCACAAGGCGGAGGCGGAGCUGGAUGCGUCGCUGAGGGUGAUGAAGAAGCUGAAGCUGGUGGGCACGCCCUUCAAGAUCCACCGCCACACCGCCUUCAUCAACGGCAUGUUCAACAGCCUGCUGGAGGCCAGCAAGUUUGAGGGGGCCUCGGUGCGCACGGUGUCGGGCAUUCGCGGCACGGUGAAGAAGGCGAUCAAGGCGGGGCGCGAGGGCGCGCGCGACGGCGCCUUCCGCGCCAGCUUUGAGGACAAGCCGCUCCUGUCGGACACAGUCUUCCUCAGGGCCUGGGUGGCCGUAGACCUGCCACGCCUCUACAACCCUGUCACCAACAGGCUGGCGCCGGCGCCCGCGCCCGCGCCGCGCGAGCCCAAGCACCGCAGGAAGCAGCGCGCGGCGGAGGUGGCGGAGGCGGCGGCGGCGGGCGGCGAGCAGGCGGGCGGCGGUGACGACGCAGCGGCGGCGGAGGCAGGCGUCGGGCCGGGCAGCGCAGCGGGCCAGGCCGCGGCCGCCGCCGCGGCGGCUGAGGGCCGGUUUGUGCCUGCUGGCAGGUGGCAGGGGCGGCGGGCUGGCUUCGCCUUCAAGCUGGGCCCUCUGGGCCUGGGCUACUAUCCAGACCACGGCCUGAGCGGCGCCGCCGCGGCAGGCGCGGCGGCGGCGGCGCCAGCAGGCGGCAGCGCCGACGCCGAAGCGGCGGCGGCGGCGGCAGCCAACGGCAGCGCAGGCCCCGGCGGCGACGGCGGCGGCGGCGGCUGGGUGCCAAUGAAGAAUGUGGCGGACCUGCGGCGCGCGCUGGGCAUCGGCGCGCCGCGCAACUCAGACUCGCUGUACCGCCCCAUCGAGCGCGCCCCCCGCAAGUUCAACCCGCUCAAUAUACCCAAGUCGCUGCAGGCUGCGCUGCCCUUCAAGACCAAGCCCAAGGUGGAGGGCAAGCGCAAGCGCAAGACGUUGGAGCAGAAGCGGGCGGUGGUGCUGGAGCCGGAGGAGCGCAAGAAGGUGUCCCUGAUCAGCCAGCUGAACGCGAUCCGCAACCAGAAGGCGGCGGCGCGGCGGGAGCAGCGGGCGCGGCAGAAGGCGAGCCAGGCCAAGAAGGCAGAGGCGGUGGAGGCGUGGCGCGCGCAGUACAACAAGGAGGAGCGCAAGAAGCGGUAUGUGGAGCUGGGCAAGGCGGAGCAGCGGGCGGCCAAGAAGCAGCGGCGCGACGACUGA
Messenger RNA from Chlorella variabilis, 2868 nucleotides. RefSeq lists its product as hypothetical. NCBI's taxonomy places the organism in Eukaryota, Viridiplantae, Chlorophyta, Trebouxiophyceae, Chlorellales, Chlorellaceae. The record is from RefSeq and is a predicted model, not a curated record. Gene Ontology annotation, cellular component: nucleus; 90S preribosome. The coding region runs from base 1 to 2868 and encodes 955 amino acids. The transcript has 22 exons. Gene Ontology annotation, molecular function: U3 snoRNA binding; GTP binding; GTPase activity. Gene Ontology annotation, biological process: endonucleolytic cleavage of tricistronic rRNA transcript (SSU-rRNA, 5.8S rRNA, LSU-rRNA); maturation of SSU-rRNA from tricistronic rRNA transcript (SSU-rRNA, 5.8S rRNA, LSU-rRNA); ribosome biogenesis.